Messenger RNA from Pelodiscus sinensis (Chinese soft-shelled turtle), 4610 nucleotides. RefSeq names its product tandem C2 domains, nuclear (gene TC2N). Gene Ontology annotation, cellular component: nucleus. The record is from RefSeq and is a predicted model, not a curated record. Lineage: Eukaryota; Metazoa; Chordata; Testudines; Trionychidae.
CAGGCGGGGGAGGAGGAGGAGAGGAGCCAGCGGUUUGGGGCGGGACUGGGCGAGCGGCUGGGGAGGGCAGGUGCAAGCGCCCUCCGCUCUGCAGCAUGGGGAGGCAGCCUGGCACCCCGCUGCCAAGGGCGCUGUCCAGCCAGCGGAAGCCCCGUGCCCAGUGAGGAGGGGCGACGUUGGCGGUGAGUGUCCCACAUCAGCCUGGCCCCUGCGCCCCGGGGAGGAGUCAGCUGUCUCCAGCGGGGCUGCUCCCGGCGCCGGCCCUGAGAGGAGGAUGAGGAGCCGCGCUGCCCAGGGCAGGCUGCCGAGAUUCAUUUCAGCACUGGAGCCUUGCCUAUGUUGAAAUAAUAGAAGCUAUGGCAAAAGAAUGCAUAAAGAACUGCUGCAAAGGGUGUUUCUACGUGGAGAAGGAAAAGAAUGACUUUUCCAUGGAGAAGGAAUCUGAAGCCAAAAGCAAAACAAGCAUUGUGGAGAAACCUCCAUUGUCUGCUGUGUCAGUGAAGCGUCAAGUGGGCUGUUCCGAAGAUUAUCUCCUUGCCAAGCUGCCAUCAGAUGGCAGGGAGGUCCCGUUUGUGGUCCCUCAGUUUAAAUUAACUUACAUACAACCCCAAAAUCUUGGCAGUUUAUCACAUGUUGGGGAAAUUCAAGGCUUGGCCAGUGUCUCUAUUCGUGACAGGAAAGCAGAACUUUCCAAUAUAUACCAGCAAGGACCCCAUGGUGAUACAGUGUACAAUCCAUUCUAUAGGCAGCAGCAUAUUUCACCAGAUUUGACUAGACGCUUCCCAGAAAAAUCAGAUGUGAGGUUGUAUGGAUCAGUUUGUGAUUUAAGGAGUAGUACACUUCCUGGGUCAUCUGGUUUAAGUCAUUCUUUGUUUGAUCUCUCAAAUCCUCCCCACCGUGUCAUCCAGAGAUAUGAUUCCGUCUCCAGCGUACCCAGCAGUACCUCCUCGAAGAAGGAUUCACAAGGCAGUAACAAGAGCCUGGAUACCAUUACAUUAUCAGGGGAUGAACGAGACUUUGGACGAAUGAAUGUGAAACUGUGUUAUGUUCCUUCUGCAGAACAGAUCUGGAUCACAGUCUUGCAUUGCAAAGAUCUGAGCUGGCCGUCCAGUUGUGGAGAAAAUCCUUAUAUUACUGUCAAAGGAAUUCUCACAUUGCCUAAGCCGGUGCAUUUCAAAUCUUCAGCCAAAGAAGGUUCCAAUGACAUUGAAUUCAUGGAAACGUUUGUGUUUACUAUCAAACUGCAAAUUCUGCAGACUGUAAAACUAGUGUUUAAAAUACAAACUCAGGCUCCCCGGAAGAAAACAAUUGGAGAGUGUGCCCUGCCACUACGAGAACUCAAUGCACAGGAAUCAGAUUAUUGGUUGGAUAUAAUGCCUCCGUCCAAAGUUUCAGUGUGCAAUGCAGAACUUCAAAUUGGAGUCUGUUUUCAAGCUAUAAACAGCAGGAUUCAGUUACAGAUUCUUGAAGCCCAAAGCCUCCCAAGCUCAUCCACACCACUCUCUUUAAAUUUCUUUGUGAAGGUUUCAAUGUUUAGUACAGAAGGGUUGGUUUAUAAGAAAAAGACUCGUCUACUGAAGCCCACCAAUGGCCGAGUGAAGUGGGGAGAAACUAUGAUUUUUCCAGUCAGUCAGAAUGAACAAGGAAUUAAUUUUCUUAUCAAACUCUACAGCAGGACCUCAGUAAGAAGAAAACACUUCCUGGGACAGGUCUGGCUAAGCUCUAAUAGCAGUAGUAAUGAAGCAGCAAAUCAGUGGAGAGAUGCAAUUAUAAACCCUGAAAAGGUUACCAUUAAAUGGCAUAACAUUAAUCCAUCCUGAAGAUGUCAGAGAUGAAUUCAGAGCUGAUAUGGACUUGAUACAAGAAACUCCACACUCUUAAAAUGAAUUAAUCAGAUAAGAGGGAAAAAUACAGCCUACUUCAAUGCUUGUUUCAGGAAGUCUGGACUUGUAUCUCAUAACUGUUAACGCACAAAAGCCAAAAAGAAAAGGGAUCAGAGCUACAGAAUACCCUGGUAAAAUACUGGUAUGACAACAGGUCGGAAUUAGUGAAACUGUACACCUGAAGUAAAAAGCCACCUUGAAAAGUGAACUGUUGUUGAUUAUUUUCCAAGCAGGAUUAGUUGUUAAUCUUUAUGUAAAUUAAAGCUUAUUUUAAAGAUGGGGUGAGGGAACUGAGUUCAUGCCCUUUUGCAAUUUAUACCUCUUUAUAGAAGUCUGAAAAGGGGUUGCACAUGUGUUUUUGGUUUUGGCCUUUUCCCAAAAGUUUUCUUUCUGAACUUAUUUAGUUACAGUAGAAACUCAGUUCUCCUCUUCCCCGGAUGUGUCUGCGGAUGACUGGAGAACUGGCAAAAUUAUGAUCACUUUGACACCAAACAAAUGAAACUGGACUGAAAGGAAAAAUGUUAGUUAUGAAGUCUGACUAAGCAUUUUUGUAAGUAACUGCUAAAUAAAUAGAAGAAAAGAUGCCUUUAUUAAAGUUGCAACAUCUCACUUCCAUUUAAGGGUUGAGAGUACUCUAUUCCUCCUGAGACCUGCACGAAAACAGGGAAAUACAAACAUGGUAUUCCUGAUUAUUUCAAAUAGAAAACAAUUUAAAAAAUAAAACAUUGUUCUCUGGUGUGGGCCUAUAUGUGAAGUCUUUAGUAGGGCAGGCUCACACUGAAGGCAGGCGGCCACUAAUAUUCAAGGUAUUUCCAUUUUGGAGCCCCUCCAUUAAAAUUGAGGGGUCAUAUGAGCGUUGACUGUAUUUGAACAUCUCUAUGAAAGAGCAAACUUCAUGGGGUAGAGUCUCAGCUGAAGCCAAGGAGCACAUAGCACUGCCAAGGAGUGGGAUGCUGGGAUCACCCCAAAUAGUAAUUAGAGGCCAAAAACUGCUCUACCCUGUGUUAACUAGUAGCAGUCAGCCAGGGAUAGCUGCCAGGAAUGGAUUAUCUCUUCUUUCAGUUGCCUCUGCUGUUCUGACACAGGGAGUGGAAUGGCACUGUAAAAGUUACUAUGGCUACUCAGUGUCAUCCAAUGAUCUCCCUAUGGGCUGGAUCUGUUGGCUGCUGUGUGUCCAUGGAAUGGGGCAAAAUGGCCAGAACAAGACCUGGGAUUGGGGCCAGUAUUAGCGGAUACAUGUGUCCAUUUGUAUUUUUUAAAACCUAGACCACUUCCUCCUAUCUAAUAAAAAAUGUGGUAGCUUACUUACAUUUUAUUAAAACCAGACUAACGUACUGUGGAAUGAGCAAAGAUUUACUGAUAUAGAAGUGCUUAUUGAAUAUUCAAUAAAGAAUGCAGUACACUGUAGUACUCAGGUUUUAUUUGAGGCAGGCCAAAAGUGAGACUACAUUUUAAUAGUUAUAAGAAACUGAAACAGAUUGAGAGAGAUUGUUGCAAAUGGUACCAAUAUUUAUUUAUUUUUGUGGUGCCAUCUUGGCAUGCCAUUGCUAAAUCUAGCUUCUUUUUCAUUCCAUAUCUUCAAGUACCUGUUUAUUCAGAACAACAGUAAUUUUACUUUGGUCUUUAAUCCAAAAAUAAGAUGCAUGUCUAAUAUAUAGACAUCUAAAUUCCAAAAACUUUUUUGCUCUCUGGUAAUUAUUGGAAUGUGUUUAAAAAAAAAAAAAACACCACCUUUCACUUCUCUCACCAUUUCAUUCUACAAUAUUAAUACAGAUCGCACAGAUACUGUCUGCUUACUCUAAAUAAAUAACCAAUAAGGAAUAGGUAAAAUCAUUUUGUCUAAAUUCAAUCCUACUCACCCAUGAUGAGUUUUCACAUUUGGAUUGGAAUGAGUGUGCUUUUGGAAUGAGAGUGGAGGGAGGGGGGAGAGAGGCGCGCACUGGCUGUGUGAAGGAACAACUGAGGGGACAGAAAAAAUUCUAGUGGAAAAACAUAUAUCUUACUGAUAGUCCUGUAAUGUUUAACAGUUUGAUGCAGGGAAGGUUCAUGAAAUGUCUUUCUAUUUUUUUGACUGGCUAUAUUGUUGGCUGAAACUUUCCAGCUUUUAACAAAUUUUCAUUGACAUUUUGACCAAAAAUAUAGGAGAGGGAGAAAUGCAAUGAGGUAUGUGUGUGUUUCACCUGCUAUAGAAAACGGAAACAAGAUUGUAAUAUUUUAUCCAUGGAUUCUCAGAGUUAGGAAACAAAAAUGUAAUCCUGCUCCCAUUGAUGUCAAUUACAAAAUUGCUAUGGAGCCCAACUCAUCGUAGGCUAUACUGAUUUACAUCAGAUGAAUUUGGCCAGCUGAUUUUUAAUGAGAACAGGAUUUGGCCUUUACAGAAAAAGCAGUGAUCUAUUUUAAUAUGUCCAAAGUAUCUCCUUUCAUGAAAACAGCAGUAUUGUAAAACAGCAUUGUUGUUUACAUCUGUUGCUUCCUACAGUCCUGGUCAGCACUGCUAAUAGGCGGAGGGAAAGUGAAGGGCAAGAAACUAUUCAUUACAAAGUCUUCUCUAAAGAGAAGAAUUAGUAGCAUUUAAAAUUACUUAAGCUUGUCUUCUGACACUGAGCCUUGUUUAAAAUAUAGCUGGUCAUGUUCUCUUAUAUAUUGACAUUUUAGUAUAUGUUUAACAUCUAUUCUAGAUACAUCGGUAAUAAAUAAAAAUGUGUGUUUACAACUAAUUUUGUUGUU